This is a messenger RNA of Raphanus sativus (radish), 426 nucleotides long. Its product is annotated as cysteine-rich repeat secretory protein 38. NCBI's taxonomy places the organism in Eukaryota, Viridiplantae, Streptophyta, Magnoliopsida, Brassicales, Brassicaceae. The transcript has a single exon. The record is from RefSeq and is a predicted model, not a curated record. Bases 1 to 426 code for a protein of 141 amino acids.
AUGAGAUGUCCGAAUAACAAGGCAGGAAUAAUAUGGUAUGACAACUGUCUAGUCAAGUAUUCAUCGACCAAUUUCUUCGGAAAGAUUGAUUACGAGAACAGGUUCUAUCUGUACAACGUCAACAAUGUGAGCAAUCCAGCAUCGUUCAACACACAGACCAAAGCUCUUUUAACUGAGCUGACGAAGAAAGCAACUGCUGGAGGCAACCAGAAGCUGUUUGCUACAGGGGAGAAGAGUCUCGGGGAGAAGAAGCUUUACGGAUUAGUGCAGUGUACGAGGGACUUGAGGAGUGACAGUUGCAAGGCAUGUUUGGAUGGGAUUAUUGGGGAGCUUCCUAACUGCUGCGACGGUAAAGAAGGAGGGAGAGUUGUGGGCGGCAGUUGUAACUUUCGGUAUGAAAUUUACCCUUUUGUUAAGACAGCUUGA